Messenger RNA from Dentiscutata erythropus, 442 nucleotides. Lineage: Eukaryota; Fungi; Glomeromycota; Glomeromycetes; Diversisporales; Gigasporaceae. The record is from the annotation of a GenBank genome assembly.
GGUAAUUUAACGACACCUUCAUAUGUUGCUUUCACCGAUACAGAGCGUCUGAUCGGUGACGCCGCAAAAAACCAAGUCGCCAUGAAUCCUUAUAAUACUGUUUUUGGCACUGUCACGGGUUUUGCAUCACGAGAUUUAGAAAGGCGUAGAAUUACUGAAAAGAAUGGUAAAACAUACAUUCAAAUCGAAUUUAAAGGCGAAACUAAACAAUUUACACCUGAAGAAAUUUCAUCUAUGAUUUUGAUUAAGAUGAAGGAAACGGCCGAAGCCUUCCUUGGUACAAAGGUUACAAAUGCAGUUAUUACAGUUCCUGCAUAUUUCAAUAACUCACAACGUCAAGCUACUAAAGAUGCUGGUAUGAUUGCUGGAUUAAAUGUUCUCCAUAUCUUUGGCGAAUCUACAGCCGCGGCUAUCGCUUAUGGUUUAGAUAAGAAGGCCGCCG